GAUCCGGAUAAAUGUAAAUUACUCCAGCAGCAAUUAAUUCUUCUACUCCACGCUCAUAAAUGCCAACGAAAAGACAGCCGCAAUGAAACUAGUAAAGAAUGCGAAAUACCUCAUUGUACCUCCAUGAAAGGAGUUUUGGCCCAUAUGUCAAAUUGUCAGGAGGGUAAAUCCUGCCCAGUAUUAUAUUGUGCGUCCUCACGCCAGAUAAUUUCACAUUGGAAGAAUUGUUCUCGUACUGAUUGUCCAAUAUGCGGAAUAUUGAAGGGACCAAAUCAACGUGAGAAUAGCCUUCUGCUAUGCAAUUGUAUUACUGGUUUCUUCAUCAAUUUUUUAAUUAUUUUUAUGCAUCUUCAAUACUAUAGAUUUGAUUACUAA
Messenger RNA from Trichoplax adhaerens, 375 nucleotides. RefSeq lists its product as uncharacterized. Gene Ontology annotation, biological process: positive regulation of transcription by RNA polymerase II. NCBI's taxonomy places the organism in Eukaryota, Metazoa, Placozoa, Uniplacotomia, Trichoplacea, Trichoplacidae. The record is from RefSeq and is a predicted model, not a curated record. Gene Ontology annotation, molecular function: chromatin DNA binding; histone acetyltransferase activity; transcription coactivator activity. The transcript is spliced from 2 exons. Gene Ontology annotation, cellular component: transcription regulator complex; histone acetyltransferase complex. The annotation marks the transcript as partial.